This is a messenger RNA of Symbiodinium natans, 651 nucleotides long. The record is from the annotation of a GenBank genome assembly. NCBI's taxonomy places the organism in Eukaryota, Dinophyceae, Suessiales, Symbiodiniaceae.
AUGGCCCCAUGGCCCACCAUGGCUCCGCAUGGUCCCAUGGCUCCAUGCCCCUGGCCCCUGGAAUUUAAGGUCAGGGGUUCUUCACCUGGCAGGCUGUUCUCCGCAUACUUGGUGUUGCAGGAUGGGAUGGGCCGGAGAAUAGGCGAGUUCACAUUGUUGAACCAGGUUGCCCUGCCUCUGGAGAUGGAAACGUUUGCGUUUGAGGUGGAGCAGGUCGCCUUUACGUACCACAAUGACCAGGGUGAAGGAUUCGACAUCCGUGUUGACCCUGCAAUGGGAGUCCGCCUCCUAGGCGAAGAUAUCCUACCCAGUGCAUCCCUUCUAGGAUGCGGUUGGGGUCCCGACAACACUAGAUGGCAGAGGCUUCGAGAGGGCGGAAACAUGGCAUGGAAAGGGAGGUAUGAGAUGAGACCUGCUUCAAAGGAAUUGCAGCGAGGUGCAGCACCGGUGCCGGACAACGUGGCGCGGAGCUUCCUGAAGGCGCUGGAUGAGGAGUACGUCCAGGGCGCCGGCGCCAAGGUGGGUGAGUUCUUCGAAUGCGAAGGGCACGAGGAGACCCUCCUUCCCUUCGAGGAGAAGGUGCGCGCAGCCGAAGGCAAGCGGGCCACCAUUCAGGCGAUCGCCCAGAGCUGGGGCUUCGAGUGCCCCUGA